CAUUUUCAUCACUUGCAAUUAUCUCUUUCUCAUUUUCAAUCAUUCUUCCAGAAACCCUUUUCUUUCGUUUCACUCUUUUCAUCUGCCAUGGCACCCAAGGGAGAGAAGAAACCAGCGGCAAAGAAGCCUGCAGAGAAGGCACCAGUAGAACCCAAGGCCGAGAAAAAGAUCCCGAAGGAUUCAUCCUCCACCGACAAGAAGAAGAAGAGAAACAAGAAGAGCGUUGAGACCUACAAGAUCUACAUCUUCAAGGUUCUUAAGCAAGUUCAUCCUGAUAUUGGAAUCUCCAGCAAAGCCAUGGGGAUCAUGAACAGCUUCAUCAAUGAUAUCUUCGAGAAGCUCGCUCAGGAGUCUUCUAGACUCUCUCGCUACAACAAAAAAUCCACCAUCUCUUCCCGGGAGAUCCAGACUGCUGUUCGUCUUGUUCUUCCCGGUGAGCUUGCCAAGCACGCCGUUUCCGAGGGAACCAAAUCUGUCACCAAGUUCACCAGUUCUGAUUAGAAAUACUGAUUUAAAUUAGGGUUUACUUGAUGUAUAUUUUGCAUCGGUUCGUUUGUAACGCAGCAAUGAAAAAUCAAUGAAAUGAAUUGUGUUUAAAUUUUUUUCCUUA
Molecule: messenger RNA, 610 nt
Organism: Lathyrus oleraceus (garden pea)
Lineage: Eukaryota; Viridiplantae; Streptophyta; Magnoliopsida; Fabales; Fabaceae
Product: probable histone H2B.3
Exons: 1
Coding region: 88-501 (137 amino acids)
Cellular component (GO): nucleosome
Molecular function (GO): DNA binding; protein heterodimerization activity; structural constituent of chromatin
Source: RefSeq, a predicted model, not a curated record